ACUUCCGGGUUUAAGUGGGAUCCGUUCACGCCGGUUGGGAACAAACCUCCACAUCGAACACGCACAGCGAGCGCGUGAGGUCUCGUGCUCUGUAACCGCCACGAGCCUGAGCAUUUGGAUCGCGUUGAGCCGACGACGCACGCGCAGGGUGGAGACAUGUCGGCCGCCUUGCACGCGCAGCUGGCCGCCGUCAUGGAGGUGCUGGCUAACGCGGCGGUGGCGGAGAUCUGCGAGCUGGUGGACGGAGGCUACUCGCUGCUGCAGCUCGAGAUCUCGAGGAGCCGCAAAGAAAACGAGGCGCUGCGCCGGAAGCUGCGGCUCGUGGAGCUGCGCGCCGCACGCGCGACCGCACUACGCGCCGCCGCCGUGGCCGCGUGCGGCAGCGCGGUGCCGCACGCGAGAGGCCGCGCUCGAGCUCCGCCGCCUGCUCGUCCCCAUGGCAACGACCCGAGGCGGAACCGAGCACCAGGUGAAGUGCUGGUGUCGGGGGGGACAGGACAGGACACCGCUCCAGUGACGCCGGCUGCUGCUGAGUCGGUCGUCGUGUCGGUGGCGGUGAUCAAAGUGGAGGACGACAGCGAGGACGAGUCCUGGUCCCAGUCCCAGCAGAGCACUGUUUUUUGUCGAGCUGUUGAAGAACAGAAGACGGCGACUGAACCUUUCCACCCGCUGACCGAACAGGAAGCGGCAGGCGGAGGCCCAAACACCCUGAACUCCAGCCGGGGGCUCGAACCCGGCAGUUAUGGAUGUCUGAUGUACGAUCCACAGCUCCAACAUGGCCCCCGCACUACCCAGAAUCCCCUGAGUGAGAGUCCCGGCUGCUCGUACGUGCUGAACACCAGUGAGCUGAGUGCCUCCGGUUCCGGCAGCGGCAGCUUUACUUUCAACGCCGGUGAGACGAGCCCGUCUGCAGCAGAGCUCCAGACGGCCGCAGCGUUCAUAGACAACCAGCAGAGGGCGCCGCUAGCCACCGACGAGCCUCAACAGCCAGUGAGAACAGAGGUGACGGAGAGACGGGCUGCUUCCCUCAGGAGGGACAGGUGGAGACACCAGGGCCGGGUCAGCAGGGCUGCCAUCCAGGGCGGAGAGGACGGCGGGGGGAAUUCGUUUGUGUGUAACUGCUGUGGUAAAACUCUGGCCUGCCUGAAGAACCUAAAGAUCCACAUGAGGGUGCACACGGGCGAGAAGCCUUUUGUCUGCUCGCUCUGCGGCAAGCGCUUCUCCGACUCCAGCAACUUGAAACGCCACCAGAGCGUCCACACCGGAGAGAAGCGCUACGGCUGCGUCCACUGCGGCAAACGCUUCGCUCAGUCGGGCUCCCUGAAGGUCCACAUGACCGUCCACACCGACUGUAAACAGUUCAAGUGCUGGUACUGUGGCAAGACGUUUAUAUCAGGCGGCCACCUGCGAAGACACAUCACUGUCCAUGCAGGAGACAAACGAGGGCCGCCCACAUAACAGGGACAGUGAUGGUGGGGGGGUUAAAGGUCAGAGGUCAGAUCCCAGGAGCCACAUGUGCAGUGAAUGGACAAAAUAACAGACCAGACCUGAGCCGCUGUACCAAGGUCCCGCCCAUGCACAUGAUCUACCUAUCAGGACUCAGCUGUCAGCCUGUUUUUAUCAACUGAUCUGAAACACUUGAACAAACAUCGGCGAAAUAAGAACGACUUGACCUGACAGAAACAUUUGAUGGUGUUAGUUUGAUCCCAUCAGCUAACAUGGAGGAGGCUGGGUUAAUGACCUGUAUUGCUGCAGCCACAAGGGGGCGAUGGACAUGUUUUAGCUUCACCUUUGUUCUGGAGGAACUGAAGUACAGAGGUCACAGAAAUACACUGGUUUCCUUUUAACGAAGUUUUAAUACAUGAUAAACAAAACAAUGCACCGAGUACUGUAAAUAUUAAAUCCCAAAACCCAGCGCCAUCAACAGGCCAACAGAGGAACUACUGCUGUUUGUUCAUUUAGACAAUUUACAGAUUGAAGCACAGCGAUCAACACUGCAGUCGGAUUUCAUAAGUGAAUAUUUUGGUGAUUUCUGACAUCAGAAUUGUUUCAAAUUAAAAUCCAGUUUACGGUUUUCAGAGCAGAGAUUUUACAUGGACACAGAAGAGAGGAAUUCAAAUGAACAGUUAUAAUAAGUGCUGUCACAGGAAGAUAAUCACAUUUCAAACACUAUGUACAGGAUCAGUAACAACAUGUGCAGUAACAACAAUCAGAUCAAAAUUCAUUAUAAACGUCUUUCAGGAAACUUCAGGAAUUUCUUGUCUUUUGCAGUAAAUUAAAUAUUUUAAAUUUUAAAAAGUGUUGAAUAGAAAAUAAAACAUUCAACUUUGAUCAUUUAAAGCUGAAUUAAUUGACUGUCGGCCACCGGGGGGCAGCAGAUAAAAUAAACAACAUGAGACAGUUGCAUGUUUGUCACAUUAGGCAGUGAACUGGUUCAUGCCCAGUGUUCCCACUCUUUAGCUCCGGGUUUAGUCUCCACCUCCUCAAAAAAACUCCGGACUCAUAGUUUUGGCUGUAAAACUAAAACCAGGAGCUAUAAGAAGCUGAAGGUUCAUUCAUAUAAAACAUUUGCAGCUUUAAAUGCAAAGAUAUGCAAAUUCAUGCAGAGCAUUAGUAAAAAUAUCGUUAUAUAGAUUUUUAAACAUUGAUAUAGUGAUAGCAUUUCCUGAAUAUUCAGAUUUCAACCUAUUUGGCACUUUGAGUGAAUAAAUACACAAACACACAUCAGUCGAUGUAGAAACUCACAUUGAGUUUUAAAGGCCCGUUGUUUGGUACUUAUUAAAAAAAGCAGCAAAUUUGUCCUCAUCAAAUUCAACCGUGAAAAACCAAGUAGAGAAGUUCAGGCUGGACUCUCCGUGUUGCAGAUGCUGCGUUCAGGUCACGUGGACAAAUUCCCACAGUGAUGAUUUGUAAGAAUUCACAUGACAUUAAAUUUGGGUUUAAUCAGGUUCAAUGACAAACUUUGGUUGGUGGUGUUUGACUUUUCAAACGAUUCUGAGUAAAUAUAAAAACUUUAUUGACCUUUGAACAGUAGAAGUCAGGGUUGGUGGUAAAUCCCAUGUGAGCGAAACGCAGCGUCUGAACAGAAAUGAAGUUUCCUUCAGUUGAACGUAUCAGAUCCUAACGUGAUUGAAAGUAUGAAACUUCAUAAAGUCCAGAACCUUAUAAAGCCACUCGGCACAGAGCUUGUUAGUUUGGUCCCAGCUUCACUUCUACACUCGUUUUCAUGAUGAAGACACUGGACACUUUUAGAUGACUAAUCAUUUUCAAUGACAGAAUGAAUCCAACAAAGGUCAAAUCCCUGAUUUUGUGUUUCUCUCUCCCAGCUCAUUGCUGAGGUUUUAAAACUCAACCCACUCAAUCAAGUGUUUUCUUUAAUUAUUGCUUCAUCUGAAAUCCCUGCAUCACCGUCUGAACAAGAAGAAGCCUUCACACUGACCUGUUUACCACUGGACUCAUGAAUAAAUGCUGAUGGGCUUUUUUGUCCUGCCUGGGAUGUUAA
Molecule: messenger RNA, 3502 nt
Organism: Platichthys flesus (European flounder)
Lineage: Eukaryota; Metazoa; Chordata; Actinopteri; Pleuronectiformes; Pleuronectidae
Product: adult enhancer factor 1-like
Exons: 4
Coding region: 157-1458 (433 amino acids)
Biological process (GO): regulation of transcription by RNA polymerase II
Molecular function (GO): RNA polymerase II cis-regulatory region sequence-specific DNA binding; DNA-binding transcription factor activity
Source: RefSeq, a predicted model, not a curated record